Messenger RNA from Musa acuminata subsp. malaccensis (wild Malaysian banana), 778 nucleotides. RefSeq lists its product as uncharacterized. The record is from RefSeq and is a predicted model, not a curated record. Lineage: Eukaryota; Viridiplantae; Streptophyta; Magnoliopsida; Zingiberales; Musaceae.
GUCACGGGUUCACAUUGACACGGUGAGUCGAAAGCGAGGUGGGUAUGUUGUUCCUACGCGGUGGUGGCGGCGGGGGAGCUGCUGCAGUUGCUGGUGGAGUGUUUUCGCGGUACUUCUCGAGGAAGCGCAGCCCUGACCUCCGCCGUAUAAACCCGAAGGUGCCCACAGAGGAGGCCACCGUGAUCUCCCGAAACCUCUACCGGAUCGUCAAGAACAAUGGUCCCCUCUCCGUCUCCCACACUUGGAACCACGCCAAGGAAGCUGGUAUCGAUGGGUUGAAUAGUAAGACCCAUAUGAAAAUCUUGCUGAAAUGGAUGAUGGGACGGAAGAUGCUAAAGCUUUCUUGCACUCAUGUUAGAAAUGCAAAGAAGUUUCACUACUCUAUCCUGCCAGAAGAUCCUCAAGCUCGCAAGAAUCUUAGCUCUCCCUCGCCAGCACCAGACACUACGAAGGCUUCAGGCAAGGUGGAAAAGCAGCAACAAAAAAGGUCCAGAAAGGGGAAAUGAACUAUGUAGCAUGGCACAACUUAAACGGAAGCUGUGAUCAAUCUUGUUUGAGUGAGCAUUGUAUCUUUGUCACUGGACAAACAUGUUUCAGCCUUGACAACCCAAGACCAUGUUCGUGAUGUCUUCUAUAAGUUUCAUGUGAAUUUUAAUGGAGUCAUUUAGCUAGCGAUGACAACUUCUUAGCACUACAUUUGUCAUGCAGUUGAUCGCUUCCUUUGUGAACUCAAGUUUUGAUAAUAAAUUAUAUUGGCCUGCUUGAUGCUGGUGGUGGA